AUGGAUACAAAUUUCACUUCGUCAACAACUCAAAGAGGAGAAAAAUCACUUUUAUACAACAAUUAUUUAUAUCGAUUACGACGUGAAAACCAGAAUGGUUCAUUCAUAUGCGUUUGUAGAACUAAGUCCUGUCCUCGUGUUAUUACCUUAAAAAAUGAUGCAAUCAUAAAAUGCGAUGUUACAAGUCAUAAUCAUGAUCCAAGACUUACUGAGAAUAUACAAAAUGUAUUUACUGGAUUAAAACGUCGUGUAAUAACUGAGUUUGAUCAACCUAUAGGCAAAAUUUACGACGAAGAAGUAAAAAGAUUUCGUCGUUCAAAUGGUUCAGCUGCUUCAAUACCUAUUUUUGAAACUUGGAAAUCAACCUUAUAA
This is a messenger RNA of Rotaria socialis, 372 nucleotides long. Lineage: Eukaryota; Metazoa; Rotifera; Eurotatoria; Philodinida; Philodinidae. The record is from the annotation of a GenBank genome assembly.